This is a messenger RNA of Uloborus diversus, 4071 nucleotides long. RefSeq names its product histone-lysine N-methyltransferase SETD2-like. Gene Ontology annotation, cellular component: chromosome; nucleus. Gene Ontology annotation, molecular function: protein binding; histone H3K36 methyltransferase activity. The coding region runs from base 1 to 4071 and encodes 1356 amino acids. The transcript has 17 exons. NCBI's taxonomy places the organism in Eukaryota, Metazoa, Arthropoda, Arachnida, Araneae, Uloboridae. The record is from RefSeq and is a predicted model, not a curated record. Gene Ontology annotation, biological process: regulation of DNA-templated transcription.
AUGAGUGAAAUUUCAGAAAUGAGUGAUAAGAAAACAUUAUCAACUUCUACAUUAGAAAAUUCUGAUUCCAACACUUGUUUUCAGUUGGCUGUUGAUAUUUCUGAAAUAGUUUCUGAAUUAACCGAAAAAACAUAUGAAAAUACACUUGAAGAAAACACAAAAGGAAGCAAAUCAAGUGAGGUUAAACCUAGUUUAACAGGUGAAGAUAAUUCUAAUAAUAUUCACUCUACUUCUAAAGUAAUUAAUUCAGCUGACACUGAUGCUCCUGUACGCCGAAGCAGUCGUAUCCGUCGAUCAGUUGUUAAAGAUGAUGCUUUUGUUUCUUCUUCUCAGACUGGAAAGAAAACUAAAGCUUCAAAGAAUACAGAUGCUACGGCAAAAAAUGAUAAAAGUUCUUCAGAGAACAUCAAAUCAUUACCAUCUACAGAAAUUACUAAAACUAUUUCUCCCACUACAAACUCACCCAAAUCUGAAAUCUCAAUUGAAAAUAAAAAAGAAGAUUCUGCCCCCAUCUCAUGUGAAGUGGACAAGAAUGACACAGGAGACCAGAAUGUGUGCAAAAGAACUAGAGCAAGUGAGAGAAAUGUUAAAUCUCAGAAAAAAUCUAAGAAAGAACCUGCAGCUGAUAAGAAAAGUCUUAAAAGUGAUAAAAAGGAUAAAUCAGAAAUUAAAACAGUAAAAUCUGAGAAUAAAAAGAUAAAAUCAGAAAAAAAGGAUUCCAAAAUAGCAAAGAAGGAAUCUACACCAGAUCAAAAGAAACCAGCACCAAGAAAAAGAAAGCAAGAAAAGAUGGAUGAAACUGAAGUUGCACUUAUUGUGGAUGUUGUAACAAAUGAAAGCCAAGUUGAAGCUGCUGAUAACACUGCAGAAAAGCCAAUAGACCAAGCUUUGACACCAACUACUGCUUGUUGUGCUGCUUCUGAAAAAAUUAUGAGCUCACUGUAUACAGAAUCCAAAAAAGUUUCUGAAAUCAGCAGCAAUGUUUCGGCAAAUGAGCCUCCACUGGACGUCAAUAGUAAAACUCUUGAAACUAAUCCCAAACCUGUAAAAAUGAAAUCCAGAUGGUGGAGAUCAAGUGAACUAGAAGGAGUUUUGAGUACAGAUUCAUUAAAUAGUAAUUCAGCAAUUACGGUUGUUUCUUCUGAAACAUCCAACGAUUUAAUUGAUGUGGAAACUAUAGAUGAUAAAACUGAUUCUGAAGCAAAUAUCAAAUGUAUUGAUAUCGAUUUAAAUGUUGAUAUUCAAAAACCAGAGGACAGCAUUGAAGUAAAAAAUGAACCUAGUAGUGAUAUCAAAAGUGAGAAAGACAGUAUUUCGAAUGCAGCAACACAACCAAUCUCGAAAGUCGAUGAUGUGGAGCCCGAUGAACCGAAAGAAAAUAUAAAGCCUGUUUACGAUCACAUCGAAGAAAAUAUUUAUAGGUUUGCUAGAAAAAAAUCCAAAAGCAAAAAGGAAGUAAGAAGAAUGGUUUGUGAUUGCACACUUACAAAAGAAGAAGUAGAAUGUGGAGUUCUAGGCUGUACAGAAGAAUGCUUGAAUAGGUUACUAAUGAUAGAAUGUGGAAGUAGAUGUCUUCUUGGAGAAGCAUGUUCAAAUAAAAAGUUCCAGAAAAAGCAGUAUAUCAAUAUGGAAAUAGUUCACACAGAUAAAAAAGGAUUUGGAAUAAAUACUUUACAAGAUAUAUCUAGUGGGGAUUUUCUUGUAGAAUUUGUAGGAGAAGUUGUGAAUCACAAAGAAUAUCGACAGAGGGUGAAGCAGUAUGCUAAAGAAAAAAAUGUACACUGUUAUUUUAUGGCAUUAAAAACAGAUGAAAUAUUGGAUGCCACAAACAAAGGAAAUUAUACUCGUUUUAUCAAUCAUAGCUGUGACCCUAAUUGUGAAACUCAAAAGUGGACUGUUAAUGGUGAAUUAAGGGUUGGAGUUUUUGCAAAAAGACACAUUUAUGCAGGAGAAGAACUUACUUUGGAUUAUAAAUUUCAGAGAUAUGGACGAGAAGCUCAAAAGUGUUACUGUGGCACAGCUCUUUGUUCUGGAUUUAUUGGUGGAACAAAGCAAAUUUCCAUUGAUGCAUACAGUGCUACAAAGUCAAGUGCAACUAGUCGAAAGAAGAAAGAUGAAAAGAAACGUGAUUGGGAAGAUAAAACGCUCUCUGAUGAGAUUGAAAAGUUAAAUGGCAACAAAGGACUACGAAAUAGAGAAGAAACCUUAAAGUUGGCUCGUUUAAUGGUUCGAGCAGAUGACACUGAGUCUCGCCACCAGUUACUAGAUAUCAUAGUGAAAACUGAAGAGCAAGCUUGCUUGAGACUCUUUUUGGAUUAUCACGGACUUCCUCUGUUAUGGAGUUGGAUGGCUGACGUUGUUGAUUUAGAUUUAAAGUCAAAGAUUUUGCAAGUAUUGUCUUUACUUCCAAUAUCAAACAAGACCAUGCUUUUGGACAGCAAAGUAUUGAGUGUUGUUGAGAAAUGGUUGCAGGAAUGCUCGGGCAAGUCUGAUGUACCCUCUUUGAAUGUGAUUUCAGAAGAGCCUUCUGAACCUUUAGUGAAAAAAAUUAAAAUGGUGGAUUUCUCUGAUAGUGAAACAGAUAGCUCUGGAUCACAAAGUGCAAUAGACAAUCCAACUGAAAUUGUGAUUGAUAAUGAAGUCGGCAGUGAGACAUCUAUAUCAGAAACUCUUGAUGUAGUAAAUUCUGAAACUUCAAUUGAAACUGUGGAUACUGCACAGGAUCCUAGUAAUAUGAAAUCAGAGGUGGAAUCAAAAUUAGAUUUAAAAGAUGAUAUUCAAAAUUCUUUGAAGCCCAGUGAUCAAGAAUCUGUACUUAAAAGUAGCAUUUCUAAUUUAGCCCAGGAGCUCUUGACUAACUGGAAAAAUUUAAAGGCAAUGUUUCGUAUUCCUCGAUUAGAACAGCAAAAGCGCAAGGAGGAUGAACUAGAAGCUGAUCAGAAUGCUUGUGAGCAAAAAGAACCUGAAAACAAAAGUGUUGAAGUGGAACAGACUGGAGCUCAUAUUCAAGUUCUCAUCACUAAGAAACCACGCAAUUUUAAUGACAACCACAGAAAGUCUACUCCAGAAGAGGAAUCCCCUUCACCUGUGCCAACUUUACCUAAUAGUAAUCUGCCUACACCAUUCCUUCAGAUGUAUCCACCUUUGAUGGCGAAACCCCCUCCAUUACUGCCUUCACCAGCACCAUCUGGAGGAUUUGCUGACCAGCCCCCAGGUUACCCUUCAUCCAUGAAUCCAAAUAUCACUCCACUGCCUAGCAUGGACUCAUCCUCACAAAUGAUGUAUCCUCCUCAAAUUAUCAGUAACCCAGCUCAGCCUCCCUUCAUUGGAACUGCUCCACCUGGUAUUCCACCACCAUCAACCAUACUAUCACAACCACCUCCUAUACUACAACAUCCUCCUCCGACAAAUCCCAUGCUUGCAGCCUCAGCAACUGCGCAACAGGUACCAGUAGCUGUCGUAAAAGAGGAACCUAAACCAAUAAAACUUCCUAAAAGCUGGAGGUCGGCCAAAGAUUCAGAAGGAAAUGUUUACUAUUACCAUUCUGUUACAAGAGAAACACAAUGGGAUCCACCUUCUGCAGAGCAGGCAAAGGAAGAUGAGACAGAUGAUGAGGAUUCAGAUUCUGAGAAAUCUGACUCAUCAGAUACACCAACAUAUGAUGAACCCAAAGUUGCUUUAACAAAAAAACACUAUAAAAGAAAGUCAAAGAAAAGAAAAACAACAAAAGCUGCUGCUGAUACUAGUGUGGCCUUUCCUGUUCGACCUGAGGUUGCUAAAAAAAUUAAAGAGCUUUUUAGGACUAAAAUGUCAACCCUCAUUGUUCAUUGCUUGAACUACUAUCGCAAGGCUGAUUGUCCUGUUGGCAGAAUCACAAAUAACGAGGAUUUUAAGUAUUUAGCACGAAAGCUCACCCAUUAUACAAUGACAAAAGAACUAAAGCAGUGCAAGAGUGUAGAAGACUUAGAAUGCAAUGAAACUGUGCAACACAAAGCAAAGGAUUUUGUUAAGAAAUAUAUGUCUAAAUAUGGUCCGCAAUAUAGUAGGAAAGAAAAAUACUCUCCUACUUAG